Mangifera indica (mango) is the source of this 3008-nucleotide messenger RNA. RefSeq names its product serine/threonine-protein kinase WNK1. The coding region runs from base 241 to 2526 and encodes 761 amino acids. Gene Ontology annotation, biological process: protein phosphorylation; regulation of DNA-templated transcription. Gene Ontology annotation, molecular function: ATP binding; protein kinase activity. The record is from RefSeq and is a predicted model, not a curated record. The transcript is spliced from 13 exons. NCBI's taxonomy places the organism in Eukaryota, Viridiplantae, Streptophyta, Magnoliopsida, Sapindales, Anacardiaceae.
CAAUAAGCUAGCCAAAGAAAGGAGUUGAAAAGUGAUUUUUAUUUUUUAAAAGUUUAUAAACAGCUUCUCGGCUCUCAAGUCUCAACGCUUGCUGUCUUUGUAUUUCUGAGUAAAUUGACCACACACAAAGAGAGAGAUAAGAGUUUUCUAGAGCUUCAGAGAUAAUAAGAAUAAAGCUAUUUUUUCAAAAAGUGUUGAUGAAUCCAAUUUCAGUUGAUAAGUUUCGCUGAUUUCUGAAGAAUGGACGCCAAUACUCCGCCAGCUGAGGAGCUCCUCAAGAAGAUUCAAGAACUUGAAGCCGGCCAUGCCCACUUGCAGCAAGAGAUGUCCAAGCUUAAAGAUUCUAAAUCCGACACCAACCACCAGCGUUCACAUUCGGUGUCGCCUCGCCGUCCAAGAUUGGGAGCUGCUCCAAGAAGGAAAGAACCCGCUACUAUAUGGAAGAAUUCGGCAUCGUUUCGAUAUUCUUCCCCGUUGCAAAGAGAGAGCAGAAGUGGUGAGAGUGGCGUCGCUGGUGGCGCAAUUAGCGGGGGUGGUCCGGCGUAUGUGAAUUUCACUGACAGACAGUAUUUGAAUAUAUUGCAGUCUAUGGGGCAAUCUGUUCACAUAUUUGAUCUUGAUGGUCGUAUCAUUUAUUGGAACCGGUCAGCGGAAAACCUUUAUGGUUAUUCAGCUGCUGAAGCUCUAGGUCAUGAUGCCAUUGAGCUUCUGUCAGAUCCUCGAGACUUUGAUGUGGCACAUAAUAUGGUUCAUAGGGUUACAAUGGGAGAUAGGUGGACGGGACAAUUUCCUGUGAAGAAUAAAAUGGGGGAGAGAUUUUUGGCUGUUGUUACUAAUACUCCAUUCUAUGAUGAUGAUGGUACUUUGGUUGGGAUUAUUUGCGUGUCUAGUGAUUCUCGACCAUUCCAUGAAACUAGGGUUGCAAUGUGGGGUGCUAAGGAUUCAGAGCGAGAUUCGAGUUUUGGUCAUGAUAGAAUUGGUGUAACAUCUAAACUUGGCCUGGAUUCUCAGCAGCCUCUGCAAGCUGCAAUUGCUUUGAAAAUAUCAAAUUUGGCAACUAAAGUGAGCAACAAAGUUAAGUCAAAGAUUCGGACUGGAGAAAAUUUAAUGGAUCGUGAAGGUGGAAGUGGAGAUAGUCAUCAGUCAGAUCAUGGGUUCUCUGAUGCAGCUCUUUCUGAUCAUAGAGAAGAUGCAAAUUCAAGUGGUGCUAGCACGCCAAGGGGUGAUAUACCUCCAUCUCCUUUUGGUGUGUUUGGUCCUGCUGAUGAGAGGUUCCCUGUCAGGCCAUUCAGAGAUGGUGGUGAUGAGGGUGAAGGAAAACCUACAAUCCAAAAGAUAAUUACAACUAAGGCAGAACAAUGGAUGGGUAAGAAGGGCCUAUCAUGGCCUUGGAAAGGGACUGAGCGGGAAGUUUCAGAGCCAAAGUCUGGUCGUUUUGCUUGGCCCUGGUCACAAAGUGAUCAAGACAAUGAAUUGAUAAAUCAGAAGAUUCCUGGUUCAAAAUCUGAAAGCCACAUAAAUGAAGGUAGUAGGCCUUCUAAUAAUGAGGCCUCUGGAUCCUGGUCCUCAUCUGUUAAUGUUAACAGCACAAGCAGUGCUAGCAGCUGUGGAAGCACUAGCAGUAGUGCUGUAAAUAAGGUGGACUUGGACAAUGACUGCUUGGACUAUGAAAUCUUGUGGGAAGACUUGACAAUUGGAGAACAGAUUGGGCAAGGUUCUUGUGGGACGGUGUACCAUGGUCUGUGGUAUGGAUCAGAUGUUGCUAUCAAGGUAUUCUCCAAGCAAGAAUAUUCAGAUGAUGUGAUACAUUCCUUUAGACAAGAGGUGUCUCUGAUGAAAAGACUUAGACAUCCAAACAUUCUGCUCUUUAUGGGAGCUGUGACUUCACCUCAACGUCUUUGCAUUGUUACUGAGUUUCUUCCACGGGGAAGUUUGUUUCGCUUGCUACAAAGGAACACAACCAAACUUGAUUGGAGACGGCGUGUGCUGAUGGCUUUAGAUAUAGCACGGGGCAUGAGCUAUCUUCAUCAUUGCAACCCCCCAAUCAUCCAUCGUGAUUUGAAGUCUUCAAAUCUUCUAGUUGAUAAACAUUGGACUGUGAAGGUUGGUGAUUUUGGUCUGUCGCGUCUCAAGCAUGAGACAUAUCUUACUACCAAGACUGGGAAAGGAACACCUCAAUGGAUGGCACCAGAAGUUCUCCGUAAUGAACCCUCCGAUGAGAAAUCUGAUGUAUAUAGCUUUGGAGUGAUAUUGUGGGAGCUUGCCACUGAGAAGAUCCCUUGGGAUAAUCUCAACUCAAUGCAGGUGAUUGGAGCUGUAGGGUUCAUGAACCAACGGUUAGAGAUCCCGAAAGAUGUGGAUCCACAGUGGGCUUCCAUUAUUGAGAGCUGCUGGCACAGCAAUCCACAGUGCCGGCCAUCAUUCCAGGAACUGCUGGAUAGACUUAGAGAUGUGCAGAGAAAAUUUGCGAUUCAAUUCCAGGCAUCCCGCUUAGCGGCAGGAGAUUACACACAGAAGGAAUUAUAGUUUAUAGACCCAGUUCUCAUGUUUGGUUCUAUUGCUUCAACCACAGUAUUGCUUAUUCAAAGCAUCAGUGCUAUUUUUCCGAAGUAUUGGCUUUUUUUUUUGCUGGUGAAAAACGGAUGGCUACCACAUAUUACCCCUAAAAGGCUUAUGAAUUGGCACAACCACAAAGUCAAAGCUCAAGCUGCCAGAUGAAAAGAAAAACAAAAAAGUAAAUGGGCUGUUGGUAACAUGUGGGUUGUACAAUUUUUUUUGUGGUGAUUGCUUCUUUGUGCAUUGCAUUCAGUGUUUUAUUUUUUUACUGGCAUGAUAAAAAUCUUGAAAAGAUCUGUCAGUGGAGCUUUCUGAAAUGGAGUCGGUGAAAUCCUGUCACUGUCACCCAUUUGUGGUUUCGAUGAGAGAAUUUGAGCACCUAGUUAAAAAGGAAAAGAGUUGUACAGAAAACAUAAUUCUCAUUGGAGUGCAUAGAGACAGAAUUGAUGUUA